Molecule: messenger RNA, 486 nt
Organism: Macrosiphum euphorbiae (potato aphid)
Lineage: Eukaryota; Metazoa; Arthropoda; Insecta; Hemiptera; Aphididae
Source: the annotation of a GenBank genome assembly
AUGGCAAACGAACAUCUAAAUGAUCAUUUAUAUUAUUUAAUGAUUGAAUUGUUUAAUAACGAUUAUUUAGAUGAAGAUAAUCAACUACUAUCCAUUAGAAAACCUCGCGAAACACAUGAAACACUACAACGUCUAGAUAUACAACAAAAACAAAAGACAAUUGAAGAGAAAAAAGCAGAAGCCAGAUGUUUACGCAUAAAACAAGCACAAAUUACACAAUAUUCCAUCGAACCAACAUUCACCAUACCAGACUCUGUCAAACUAGUGUUAAAAGAAAAUCAACCAACCACACAAACAACUGCAAUCACCAUUGAAGACGAAACCGAUAACAGGGAUGCAGAACUAGAGAUACACAUCAAUGACACGGAACAAAGUGCCAUUGAAGAAGAAAUUACCGCUGAUCCAGAAGAAAAACCACUUAGCAAUCGUGCCAAGAAAAAAAUGAAAUGGAUAGCGAACAUAGGUAAAAUAAGAAAACAUGAGUAA